Paramuricea clavata is the source of this 3066-nucleotide messenger RNA. NCBI's taxonomy places the organism in Eukaryota, Metazoa, Cnidaria, Anthozoa, Malacalcyonacea, Plexauridae. The record is from the annotation of a GenBank genome assembly.
AUGUAUUAUAUUUUCUUUAAUAUAGAACUGAUUGCAGAUCUUCUAUUUGAAAAACUUGGUGGCCUACCGUUGGCGUUGGAACAGGCUUGUGCUUCUAUCAAGUACCUUAGGUGCACCCUAUCCGACUAUUUAGAAUCGUACAAUAAACAGUCUCUUCAACUUCUCAAAAAGAAGAAAGCAAGUUCGCCUUGCAGCACAUCUGAAGACCGAUUAGCCGUUCAUACAACAUGGCUGUUGAACUUUGAACAUAUCAGAAAGAAUGAAAAUGGAAUGGUCGCCAUUCGUUUCCUAAACGCUACUGCGUUUAUGAAUCCCAACGAAAUUCAAAAGGAACUUAUUAACGUUGGCGAACCCCAUGUUGAUGACAAAGCAUAUUGUGACCAUGUGAGCUCUUCGUUAGGUUCUCUUGAAGUCCUGAGACUCCUGACUGAUUUUUCGCUCUUUAAGGAAACCUGUAACUCUUCCUUAACAGUUCAUCGCUUAGUCCAAGAGGUCAUUCGAGAAAACCUUGAGCUGGAAGAGAAAGUUGAAAGCAUUGUUGACGCAGCUCGUUUGUUGGGUUUUGCCUUCUUAAAUUGUCCUUCUCCAGAUGAACUUGUAGAAAGUGUAGUCAGUGAAGACAACGAUCGAUCUUCUCUUCAUUCAACUGAUUCUUCCCGCUUCUACAAGUGGCAAAAGAUUUGUUUACAUGCGUAUGAAAUUAACAAGAAUCUCGAAAAGUUUCUAAAUAUCUUCUGUGAUGCAGAACAGAAAACGGUUUUUCUGCCAGAGGUAGCAAGAAUAGUCUAUGAAUGUGCGUUACAUUUGAAUGUGAAUAAUUAUACCAGUCAGGCAAAAACUGUUGCCGAAUUUGCUAAUCGUAUUCUUGACUGGGGUGACGACAAGAUUUCGGAGGAAGGGUUAAAAGUUUUAUUUCCACAUAUCUUUCCUCUAUCUGAAUCUUUUCGAAGGCUUAUUCAAUAUUCCUGUAAGGCUCCACUUGACACAAGCAAUCCUGCUACUUCUAAGGCCUCUGUUAACGAUUCCAUGAAAUCAGAAAUUGAAAAAAUGCGCUUGAAAGGUAACAAUCUUUUCAAGGAAAGUAAUUUCCAAGAAGCCAUGGAAAUAUAUUCCUCCUGUAUCGAUAUAAGCAAAGGAACAGAUUCCUUUGACCCUAAGUUGCUUAACAACCGUGCUUCUGCUUAUCUCAGGUUAAAGCAGUUCAAUAAUGCUGUGAAUGAUGCUGAAGAAUACAUUAAGUAUUCUCCUGAGUGUUGGAAAGGUUAUGCUAAGAAAGCCUUGGCUCUUCAAGGCCUGAAUAAAAAGUGGAAUGCAGUAUGUGCUGCAGCUUUAGCAUUUUAUCAUAAUCGCAAUAUAUUUGAGCACUUUCCACCAUUCCAAACUUCAUUUCCUAAUUUAAAGCAGUCCAUUCAUGUUUGUGAUGACGUAUCUUCACUUGUUUUUUUGCUUUCUCAGUUGCAAUGUGAAACUGUUUCUGAUAUGCCGAGCAAAAUUAUUGUUCUCGAGCCUGGAAAGUAUUGUCUCUCUGCAGAGUGUUUUGACAGGUUUCGAGUUGUUGAAGAUAAAAUCAUCAACGUGAAAGGUUUGCGGAUGGGCGGUUUUUGUCUUGUUGCUGCGAGUGAUGGCUCGCCUGAACUCAGUGUUACGCUAUCUUUCGCUGCAAAUGUUGGUUUGUUUUCUCACAGCGUCAUGGCUGUCAAUAUAUCUUUUAUAUUCGAGUUUGGAAACUGGCAGACCGCGUGCGGGUCUGUAGUUAAGCUUUUCGAAUGUUCAGUCGCCAGUAAUAUAGUGGGGUAUACUUUUGUGUCAGAAGGCAGUUUAAGUGUCAUGAAAUGUCAUUUUAUCAAUUGCAAAGGCACCGCUUUACUCGUUCGCGGGAAUGCUGAUGUUGAAGACUCUGUAUUUUCAGGUAACGAAUCUAUUGGAUUGCAAGUUCUCGGACCUGGAAAUCUUGUGCUGAAGGACUGCAAGCUUCACGGAAAUCAAUGGGGUUUAGAUGUUAAGUAUGCUUCGUGCGAUGCAACGGGUUGUCAAAUUUAUGAUAACAAGAAAAUUGGUGUUGGUGUCGGUAAUGGGCGAGCGAAACUAACACGUAAUGAAAUAUUUCAUAAUGACCGCCAUGGGAUUUAUCUUUGUGAAAAAUCAUCUGCAGUCAUAGAGGAAAAUGAAAUCUUCGAGAACGGCUGGUGGGGGAUUCUCACAAUGAGUAAUGCUUCGUGUCAGGUUUCUCAGAAUAAAAUCUAUCUAAACAAAUGUGGUGGUAUUCACAUUGACCCAAUUAUAAAGACAUCAUCAGAUCACAAACAGUCUAUUAUUGAGUUCAACAACAUUUUCAGCAACCAAGGACCUGGUAUUGACCAAGACAAGCUACAUAAUGAUAAAAUUGGUAGUGCAGUUCCUAGUCUUCAUGUCUUGUUGACAAGCGAAGAGAAUUUCAUGAAAGCAAAAUGCACUGAAAAUACAUCAAAAAAUAACGUAGAAAGAGAAUGUGAGCCACCGUCGCAACAUAUUUCUGAAAUUUGUUUUUUCUGUCAUAAACAAGGCCAAUUAAAGAAAUGUACCAAAUGCUUUACCGCAGGAUACUGCAAUCCAGAAUGCCAAAAAUGUGACUGGAAAAGGCAUAAGAAGAACUGUGCUCGGCUUUUAGAGAAAUACAGCGUUUUGAUAAACAUUCUUCCAUUGUCAUUCGGCUUAAUUGGUGAUAAACAAGUUUUAAAUAAUGGAGUUGAAAUAAAGGCGCCAUUUCCGUGGCUUGAACAAAGUGGUCCGGAAUAUGAAGAAGCACCGAAGUGUGGUAAACGAUUUAUUGUUAAAAUACAAGCGUGUGAUCUUUGGAGGAGAUCGAAUAAUGGAGGCACCCUUCUUGCUAUACAAGAUCGUAGCCUAACAAUUAACGGAGAUCUCGAUGUACACGAACAUUCAGGUCGUAUUUCUCAUCUUGUAAGAGAGUGUGGCUCGAACUGUAACAGUGAGGGAUGGAAGAAAAAGUUUUUUUGGGCUCUGCUAGCAGAAGACGAGAUGGUUCGUGUAUUUAUUAGUGAUUUUCCAACUUAUCAACGUUGGUAG